Molecule: messenger RNA, 2346 nt
Organism: Coturnix japonica (Japanese quail)
Lineage: Eukaryota; Metazoa; Chordata; Aves; Galliformes; Phasianidae
Product: arylsulfatase H-like
Molecular function (GO): arylsulfatase activity
Source: RefSeq, a predicted model, not a curated record
AAAGGAUAAAGUGCAUCACAUCAGAGCUGACUUCCAAAAGAAGUGGAUGUGGGGAAGGGAAAUACUCUACCUUUAGUUCCUGUGGAAGACGUCUCAUUUAAUAUCUUCAGUGCAGAAUAAUAUGACAAAUGAUGUGCCUUUUUCAUACAAGGAGAAGCCAUGAUGCUUACCAGGAAAUACAGUGGAGCUGCCGAAGCAUUUGGCUCAUUUUCUGCUUGUUUCUAAGAAGCUGUGUAUCAAGUCCUCCAAAACCCAAUUUUUUACUGAUACUGGCUGAUGACCUUGGUAUUGGAGAUGUGGGUUGUUAUGGCAAUGAUACUAUCAGGACACCUCACAUUGAUGGUCUGGCAGAGGAAGGGGUGAGACUUACUCAGCACAUUGCUGCAGCUGCUGUCUGUACUCCCAGCAGAGCAGCCUUCCUGACUGGCAGAUACCCCAUCAGAUCAGGCAUGGCAUCCAGCACAGAACGGCGCAUUCUUUUUUGGAAUGGAUGUUCUGGUGGACUCCCACCUAAUGAAACUACUUUUGCCAGAGUACUGAACCAGCAAGGUUAUUCUACAGCACUUGUAGGGAAGUGGCAUUUGGGUGUGAACUGCAAAUCCCACCGUGAUCACUGCCACCACCCUUUAAACCAUGGUUUUGAAUACUUUUAUGGCAUGCCUUUUACCAUUUUGAAUGAGUGUCAAGGCACUGAUGACCCUGAACUGGCCAAGUCUUCACAAGAUACAUAUUGGCUUUACACACAGAUGAUCUUUCUUGCAGUGUUUACGCUUUUGUUUGGAAAACUUACCCACUUAUUCUCAGUAAAAUGGAAAAUAAUAGUGUGUGUGACCAUCUUUGGUGUCCUGUAUUUCCUUUCCUGGUUCUCCAGCUAUGGAUUCACCAAGUACUGGAACUGUAUUCUGAUGAGAAACCAUGAAAUCACAGAACAGCCAAUGAAUCUAGAAAAAACUGCAUCUAAUAUGCUGAAGGAGGCAGCUUCAUUCAUUGAAAGAAACAAGCAUAGACCAUUUCUUCUCUUAUUUUCCCUCUUACAUGUUCACACCCCACUCAUUACCACAAAGGAGUUUCUGGGAAGAAGCAGGCACGGCCUAUAUGGAGAUAAUGUAGAGGAAAUGGACUGGAUGGUGGGUAAGCUUCUGCAUGUUAUUGACAAAGAAGGCUUGAAGAACACCACAUUUGUUUAUUUUGCAUCUGAUCAUGGAGGAUCUGUAGAGGCUUACAGAGGAAAUACUAGAUUGGGUGGAUGGAAUGGUAUCUAUAAAGGUGGAAAAGGAAUGGGAGGCUGGGAAGGAGGGAUCCGUGUUCCAGGAAUAGUUAGAUGGCCCGGAGUGUUGCCUGCAGGCACAGUUAUCAGCGAACCAACAAGCCUCAUGGACAUUUUCCCAACAGUGGUUCACCUGGCUGGAGGGAUAGUGCCUCAGGACAGGGUAAUUGACGGGCGCACCUUGAUGCCAUUACUGCAGGGGACAGUUCAGCACUCCGAGCAUGAGUUCAUGUUUCACUACUGUGGUGUGGUUUUACAUGCAGUACGGUGGCACCAGAAAGACAGAGGUAACAUAUGGAAAGCUCAUUAUGCUACUCCACAGUUCCAACCAGAAGACUCUGGAGUUUGCUUUGAAAGAAGAAUUUGCCCAUGUUUUGGGGACGGUGUAACCCAUCAUGACCCACCACUGCUGUUUGAUCUCUCACAAGAUCCUUCAGAGGAAAAUCCCCUAUCCACGGACACUGAGCCUUUGUUUGAUUCCAUAAUGAAGAGAAUAGGAAAAGCUGUAGAAGAGCACCGUAGCACGCUGACUCCAGUCCCACAGCAGCUGUCUCCUUACAACAACGUAUGGAAGCCGUGGCUGCAGCCAUGCUGCGGCACAUUUCCAUUCUGUUGGUGUGAUAAAGAAACCGAGAAAGCCAGUGAUAUGCUUUAAUACCAAAAUCGAGUUAGGUUUUUUCAGCAAUAUUCACAUUCACGUGACUGCGGUCAUAUAGAGAUAGGGGGCAAAUUACACCAGAAUAGCUGAAAGGGACAUUCUUGGCGCUUUUUGGUCAGUCUUUCUUCACUAAGCCUGUACUUUUAAGCAAUUUCUUUUAAGGAAAUGUUCCAAUGUCCAUGUCACAUGUAUAUUCUAUGCCUCAAAUGGAUAGUUCUAGAUCAAAUACACAGAUAAGUGAAACAAAAUGUCUUUUCUUACCAAUUUUCAGCUUAACAAAAUUACGAAUGACAAGAGAUUAAACUUGAAUGGAUGCCGUUUAUGCAGGUAAUAUAUUUGUUAAGUUAAAAGGUCUGUGCCAAAGAGGAUCUCUCUUCAAGAUCUUAUCCUUUUAGUAAUAAAGCUGUUGUGUGCUUCACAG